AUGACAGACCAGAUUGCCAUCUGUGGUAUUGGAAUGCGCCUUCCAGGAGGCAUUAAAUCACCAGAUGCAUUUUGGGAUCUGCUGGUGAACGGUAGAGAUGCACGUGGGCCAGUUCCUUCUACCAGAUAUAAUACGGAAGGAUUCAACGACUCCCUCGGGGGUAAGGAAGCAAUCAAAACCAGAUAUGGUUACUUUAUCGAGGACGACCUGACCACCCUGGACACAUCCUUUUUCUCAUUGACAAAGAAUGAGCUCGAAAAGUGCGAUCCACAACAACGCAAGUUGCUCGAGGUGACUCGCGAAUGUCUGGAGGACGCCGGUGAGGUCAAUUAUCGAGGCCAACUCAUUGGCUGUUACGUAGGGACCUUUGGUGAGGAUUGGCUGCAGAUGAGUGCCAAAGAGUCGCAACAUUCCGGGGGAUACAUCAUGACCGGCCAUGGAGACCUCAUGAUCGCCAACCGAGUCUCGUAUGAAUACGAUCUCCGCGGUCCUAGCCUGGUUAUCAAGACUGGUUGCUCUGCUUCCCUUGUUGCCCUUCACGAGGCCUGUCGAGCGCUGCAACGUGGUGAUGCCAACGGGGCCGUCGUUGCUGGCACCAACUUGAUUAUGGGCCCAACAACCACGGCUGCCAUGACCGCUGAGGGCAUUCUCUCCCCUGAUGGGUCGUGCAAGACGUUUGAUGCCCAUGCUGAUGGGUUUGCCCGUGCAGAGGCCAUUUCGGCGAUAUAUAUCAAACCGCUUGAGACUGCCAUACGGGACGGAAACGUCAUCCGCGCUGUGAUUCGAGCCACCGGCACCAACAGUGACGGCAAGAGUCAAAGCUUGAUGAGCCCCAAUGGCAAGGCCCAUGAAUCUCUGAUGCGAAAGGUAUAUCAGGAUGCGGGCCUGGAUCCGUCAGAGACGGCAUUCGUCGAGUGUCACGGAACCGGAACUCCCACUGGUGACCCCAUUGAGACCACCGCAGUCGGAAAUGUAUUUGGCAACAAGGGUGUCUAUAUUGGCUCAGUCAAACCAAACGUUGGCCAUUCCGAAGCUUCUUCGGGCAUUUCGAGUCUGAUCAAGGCAGUGCUGGCACUGGAACACAACACCAUCCCCCCCAACAUCAAGUUCUCUUUGCCAAAUCCGAAAAUUCCUUUUGCUGAAAAGCAAUUAAAGGUUCCUCUGGUUCCCACGCCUUUCCCGGAAAAUCGGGCGCAUCGCAUCAGUAUCAACUCAUUUGGAAUUGGCGGUGCGAAUGCCCAUGUCAUUCUUGACUCUUUUUCUCGGGACCCAGUUCAAUUGGAAACCCAGAGGAAAACGGUCAAACCGGAACUGCUGCUCUUCUCGGCCAAUACACAGCCUUCCCUGGCAAAAAAACUCGACCAAUAUCAGAAGUUUGCACAGGAAAACCCGCACUGCGCUGCAGACCUCGCGUAUACUCUGGCAAUCCGUCGAGAAAAUCUCCCUCACAGGGCCUUUGCAGUCUUGGACAAUGGCACCUUUGCUGAGACUUCUGGAUCAGUCAAAGCAGCAAACCGUGCCCCCGAGGUGACGAUGAUAUUUAGCGGCCAGGGUGCUCAGUGGGCUCAGAUGGGCAAAGAACUCAUUGAAACCGAUGCAAACUUCCGCUCUGAUAUCAGUAAAAUGGAUGGAUUUCUGCAGAGCUUCAAAUAUGCCCCCGAAUGGACGAUAUUAGGCGAACUCGAAAAGCCCAAGGAAAGCAGUCAGAUCAACCGUGCAGAACUGUCUCAGCCGCUGUGCACCGCGGUCCAAAUUGCUCUGGUCAAUCGGUUCCUCGCCGCGGACGUCAAGCCUAGUGCCGUAAUCGGCCAUUCCAGUGGUGAAAUUGCAGCUGCCUAUGCGGCUGGUAUCAUUCCUCUGGAAAUAGCUAUGAUUGUUGCAUACUAUCGUGGCUAUGUGACCACCAAGAUGGCCCCCUCGGACGGAGGAAUGGCAGCCGUCGGCUUGAGUGCGGCCGAGGUCUCUCGAUACUUAGUUGAUGGAGUUACCUUGGCCUGCCAGAACAGUCCAUCCAGCACAACAAUCUCCGGCGACGGGGCCAAGGUCGAAGAGGUUCUUUCCGCUGUGCGGAAAGCCGCACCGGAUGCGUUUGCCAGACGGCUGGAGGUGAAUAUGGCAUAUCAUUCGCACCACAUGCAGUCUUUAGCCAGCGAGUAUUGUAGUCUCAUCAAGGCAGAGAUGGCACGACACCCCAACCUCGCUGCGCCCAAGCAAAGGGCUGAUUUCAUAUCGAGCGUGACUGCGGAACCUAUAGAGGAUCCAACUUUCUUUGGCCCAGAGUAUUGGGUCGCCAACCUUACCUCCCCUGUUCUCUUUUCGCCAGCCGUCACCAGUCUCCUCAAAUCCUCCAAGCAAGAUGGCGUCUUCUUGGAAAUUGGCCCUCACUCGACUCUCGCGGGUCCGUUACGACAGAUCACCUCCGCUGAGUCCCGGCCCUGUGUCUAUGCCGCUGCAAUGAUCCGGGGUAAGAAUUGUGCGCAUAGCCUUCUCUCGGCGUUUGGGAGAUUAUUCCAAGAAGGAAUAAGCAUUAAUUUUGCCUCCUCCUUGUUUUCAAGUGGCGGAAAACCUCUUUCGGGACUGCCUACGUAUCCGUGGGACCAUGGCAAUUCGUACUGGUACGAAAGCCGCGUGUCGCAAGCAUGGCGAUUCCGCAAAUUCGCUCACCAUUGCCUGUUGGGAAGUCGCGUACCGGAAACACCAGAGAUGGAGCCGCUGUGGAGAAAUAUGCUGCAUUUGGAGCAUGAGCCCUGGCUGGGGGACCAUAAGAUUCGCCAGGAUGUGGUGUUUCCUUUUGCGGGCUAUAUCGCCAUGGCCGGUGAGGCAAUAAGGCAGAUUGACGGCACAGAUCAUGGGUUCAGUGUUCGACAUGUUGUUGCACAGACAGCUCUUGUCCUGACAGAGUCAAAGCCGGUUGAGAUGCUGACUGGGCUGCGCCCGCGCAAACUGACGGAUUCUGAUGAUAGCGAAUGGUAUGACUUUACCAUCAUGUCGUACACCAAUGAUACCUGGAUCAAGCACUGUAAGGGACAAAUCAAAAAGCUUGAGAAAUCUAUUCCAGCCAGUGGCCCCAGACCAGACACACUACCUCGCCGUGUUGAACCAGCCCGGUUCUACGAUGCAAUGGCCAACGUGGGUAUCGUAUACGGCCCCGAGUUUCAAGGCUUGACCAACAUUACCUCCUCAACUAAAGAAGGGCUGGCCACUGCUGAAAUUGUGAGGAAGAAUCCUUCUCAUCAAGAAUCGCCGUUUUUCAUCCAUCCAACUUGUAUCGACGCAUGUCUCCAGCUUCUACUUGUUGCGAUGGCAAAGGGCCUCGGUCGAAACUUUGAUCAGCUAUCUGUUCCAACCAUCAUUGAAGAGCUUGAGAUUGCUCGUGGAGCAGAUAAGAUGCAGGCCAUUGCAUGGAAACCAAAGGACAACCCUCAAAGCGCUGGGGUGGAAUGCGUCGUAGAUGGGACGACAGUGUUUCGAAUGGCGGGACUUCAACUCACGCCGCUUGAUGACGACAGACUCCUUGAGGAAACUAGCAAUGAUGUACAUGCUGCUGCACGACUAGAGUGGUUUCCCGAUUACGACUUUAUAGAUGCCGGCUCCUUGUUCAAACCCCCCGUGUCGGACAGAGCCGAGACCCGGUUGCAGGAGGAAAUGACCCUCCUCUGUAUUCUGGAAUCGGCAGAAAAGAUUGCAGGAUGCCAGCCAUGCCAGCCGCAUUUUGCUAAAUUCAGAGACUGGCUGAACCGUGAAAUCGAGCGGGCAAAGAGCGGAACGUACACGCUCGUUGAAGACUCUAAGCGCUAUGUGACUUUGUCUGCAGAGACGCGACGUGAAAUGAUCACGAACCGAUUCAAUCAACUGAUGCAAAUGAACAAGCAAGCCGUUGCUAUCGGCCUUCUGCGAAUCUGCGAUAACAUGAAGCAGAUUUUCACGGGACAGGCAGACACUCUUGAUAUCUUGAUGCAAGACAAUGUGCUCACAGAGAUCUACAACGUGGUCAGCUUUGGUCACAGUGAUUUCGUGCGGUUUUUGAGCAAUACUAGGCCAACACUGCGGAUCCUAGAGGUCGGAGCAGGCACAGGGGGCACCACAGAGCUGAUUCUGCGCGAUUUGGUUGACGAAGGGGGGUUGCCUCUGUAUUCCACGUACACCUUCACUGAUGUUUCGGCUGGCUUCUUCCCUCAGGCCAAGGACCGAUUUGCUUAUGCUUCGAACAUGGAGUACAAAGUGUUUGAUAUCUCUCAGAGUUACGCGGAGCAAGGGUUCGAGCCAGGAACGUAUGAUCUCAUUUUUGCUGCCAAUGUCAUCCACGCUACGCCCAUUCUUCAGGAUACCUUGAAGAACCUGCAGCCACUGCUGCGCCCUGAUGGACUGCUGGUAAUGACCGAACUCUGCGCGGUCGUUCGAGCUCCCAACUAUAUCUUUGGAAAUUUCUCCGGCUGGUGGUUGGGUGAGGCUGAUAAUCGGCCGUAUGAGCCGUAUAUCCCUGUGUCCCGUUGGGAUGUUGAACUCAAGGCCGCCGGCUUCACUGGUGUGGACACUGCCGUAUAUGACGAAGAAGAGCCCUACCAAUACUGUGCAGCUAUCGUGUCGAAGCCUGCUCCUAAGCUGGCAGUACAAUCUCAGGAACCCAAGGCCACCAUCCUCGCCGCACGUCCAGACACUGGUAUAGCUCAGUCCCUGGUGGCCGGUCUGGAGCGGUCUGGUGUCACAGUGACCACCUGCCAACUGGGAGAUGCACUGCCUGAAGACCAAGAUAUAAUCUCCUGUCUUGAUCUGGAGUUAAACUUUUUCGAAAACAUUCCCGCAAACCGGUUUGCUGCAUUCCAAUCGCUUCUCAAGUCAAUUGGUUCCCAGAAAAUCCUCUGGCUCACAAGCCCGGUCCAGAUCCAGUGCAGAAAUCCCCGUUCUGCACAGACAAUCGGUGUGGCCCGAACAAUUCGAUCAGAACUGGCCAUGCCCUUCUUCACUCUUGAGAUCGAUGGUACAGAAAGCAAAUUCACGGACCUGGUGUUUCGAGUAUUCAAUAAAAUUUGCAAAGAGGAGAAUCACAAUGAACUGGCUGCUGACAAGGAAUUCGCUGUGCACGAGGGAACCAUCUGUGUAGGAAGAUACCAUCCUUUCUCGUUGACCAACGAGCUCUGCGAGAAGAGCAAACAAGGGGUAUCCAUUACGAAGACUCUCACAAUCGGCAAGCCAGGCCUUCUCGAGACAUUGCACUGGCUGGACCAAGGUCUCCCAGAGAACCUUCAACAUGAUCAGGUUGAUAUCAAAACUCAAGCAAUUGGACUCAACUUCCGAGACAUCGUAUUUGCCAUGGGUAUCAUUCCCGCGGUAGCGGACGGUUCUAUUCCUCUGGGUCUGGAGGCUGCGGGUAUUGUCCAAAGAGUUGGUUCCAAGGUCCAAGGGCUGGCUCCAGGGGAUCGGGUCAUGGCAUUGGCUCCUCAUGGAUGCAUCACGGCCAAUGCCAUUCUACCCGCCUCUUUGGUUGUCAGGAUCCCUGAUCACCUGAGCUUCGAAGAAGCGGCCACGCUUCCCAUUUGCUUCACGACCGCCAUGCGAGGCUUGAUCGAUAUAGGCAGAUUGGAAAGAGGCCAGACGGUUUUGAUCCAUUCCGCGUGUGGUGGUGUUGGUAUAGCUGCCAUCCAAAUUGCGAAGAUGAUCGGCGCCGAGGUAUUCGCGACGGUUAGCACCGAGGAGAAGAUCACCUUCCUGGUCGAGAACUAUGAUAUUCCACGAAGCCACAUUUUUAACUCCCGUGACCAGUCAUUUGUCGCUGGGCUCAUGCAGGAAACAGGCGGCCGUGGUGUUGACUUGGUACUCAACUCACUGUCUGGUGAACUGCUGCAUGCAUCAUGGAAAUGUGUGGCCGAGUACGGUAUGAUGGUUGAACUGGGCAAGCGUGAUUUGGUGCGAUACGGACAACUAGAUAUGCAACCUUUCCUGGCCAACAGAAGUUACAGUUGCAUUGAUAUUGCUCAAUUUAUCCGAGAGCGACCUGGACAUAUGGGAAGAAUGUUAAAAAGUCUCGGUGUCCUCUUGCAACAAGGUCUCCAGCCUAUCCGGCCUAUAACUAUCUUCAGUGGAGAGGAAGCAUGCCAAGCCUUCCGUUAUCUCCAGAAAGGAACACAUAUCGGAAAGGUCGUGUUGUGCAUGCCGAAAGACGUGUCUUCCAUUCCAUCAUCUCAAAAUCCUCAUCGGAUAAAGUUAGAUCCAACGGCGACAUACUUACUCGUCGGCGGUUUGGGAGGUCUGGGAAGAUCUCUAGCUACAUGGCUGGUGGAAUCAGGGGCCAGACACCUGACCUUCCUCUCCCGGAGUGCUGGAGUGUCUGAAAAGAGCAAGGAGAUUUUUAGGGAACUCGAAGCUAUGGGAUGUUCAGUAAAAGCCGUCGCAGGAGCUGUUGAAAACAUGAACGAUGUGAUGAAAUCCAUUCGCGUCUCAAAUGGUCCUAUAAAAGGAGUUCUUCAACUAGCAAUGGUGCUUCAGGAUGCACCCAUCGUCGACAUGGAAUGGUCUGCGUGGCAAGCCGCCAGUCGACCGAAGAUCGACGGUACCUGGAAUCUCCAUGAGGCUUUCAAGGGUCAAUCGCUGGAUUUCUUCUGGCUGGCCAGCUCACUGGUAACGGUCGUCGAUCAGCCCGGUCAAGGCAAUUACAAUGCCGCGAAUACCUUUCUUGAGGCCUUCUGCCAGUACCGGCACAGCCAAGGUCUUCCAGCAUCCGUGCUCAACAUCUGUCCCAUUGACGGUGUCGGUUUUGUAGCCGAAAAUCCCAUCGCCAGACGAAACAUGAGGGCACAGGGGCUGUACUUCCUGGGUGAAAGGGAAUUCCUUGACUAUAUCGAGGCCAGCAUCCUCAAUUCCCAUGCAGAACUGCCCGCAUCGUCAGGUCCAUCGAUAUCCCCUCCAUUGUCCUGGAAAAACCCCGGACAGCUUCUCAUGGGUCUCCGAUCCGAGCUUGAUCUCGAUGACCCCAAUAACCGCACCAACUGGCGUCGUGACCGUCGCAUGGGCAUUUAUCAUAAUGUCCACAAACAGACUGGCGGCGAAACAAGCGAAAACUCCAACGUCCUCAAGUCCUUCCUCACCCGAGCCACUGAUGAUCCGUCUCUCCUCACCGACGCGGACAACGUGGGUUUUCUGGCUCAUCAAAUCGGGCACAAAAUCUACGAUUUCAUGCUGAAGCCUGAUGAAGAAGUUAAUACCAGUCUCAGUCUCGGACAGAUGGGGCUGGAUUCGUUGAUGGCGAUUGAAUUGCGGAGAUGGCUGAAACAGACCAUGGGAUUGCAGCUCAGUGUGUUGGAAAUUAUGGGAACAGGCUCUUUGAUCAAAUUAGCUGCGGCAAUUGCGGAUCUUUUGAAGGCUAAAUUUAUGACCUAG
Xylona heveae TC161 is the source of this 7374-nucleotide messenger RNA. Its product is annotated as putative polyketide synthase. NCBI's taxonomy places the organism in Eukaryota, Fungi, Ascomycota, Xylonomycetes, Xylonales, Xylonaceae. The transcript has 7 exons. Gene Ontology annotation, molecular function: oxidoreductase activity; phosphopantetheine binding; fatty acid synthase activity. The record is from RefSeq and is a predicted model, not a curated record. Bases 1 to 7374 code for a protein of 2457 amino acids. Gene Ontology annotation, biological process: fatty acid biosynthetic process; secondary metabolite biosynthetic process.